Messenger RNA from Spathaspora passalidarum NRRL Y-27907, 2161 nucleotides. RefSeq lists its product as uncharacterized. Lineage: Eukaryota; Fungi; Ascomycota; Pichiomycetes; Serinales; Debaryomycetaceae. The transcript has a single exon. Bases 55 to 933 code for a protein of 292 amino acids. The record is from RefSeq and is a predicted model, not a curated record.
AACUCAUAUUAAUUCAACUUAAUCAAGCAUUAUAAACACUGAUAUCAACCAAUCAUGUCAUCUGCUCCAACUUCUACUGCUGGCUCUUGUCCAAUCAGCAAUGCUUGUCCAUGUGAUUUACUUACUUGGAAGAAUCCAAUCAAAACCGGUAAGGUAUUGGCAUCCAUUGUCGUUGCUUUAGUUGUGUUCAAAACCGUCAAUUUAAUCAACUUGUUUUUCCAUUUAUCUUAUAUCGGAUUAUUGGUAUCUGCUGCUGUUGAAUACGUCAGUAAGGUAGUCACUGGUAAGGGGCUCAUCACUGCUUACAAGCCAAGUGCCACUCAAUCUUGCGCCAAAAAAUUCAACGAACAAGUGUUGCCACAUUUAUCUACUGUCACUGUCAAUUUGGAAGAAAGAUUCCGUAAAAUUGUUUACGCUCAAGAUAUCGAAUCUACUUUAAAGGCUGCCGGUGUUUCAUACAUUGCUUUCAAGUUAACUUCUUGGAUCCCACUUUUCAACUUGGUCGUCGCUGCUGUUAUUUUGUUAUUUACUGCUCCAUUCAUCUACACUACUUACAAGAAGGAAAUCGACGCAGCCAUUGCUGAUCUUACCAAGAUUAUCAAGGAAAAAUCUACCGAAGUUUGCAAUGAAAUCCACAAGACUGUUGGUCCUCACCUUGAAACUUUAAUCAAGAAGUCCGGUCCACUUGGUGACUUUGUUAAAUCCAAAUUACACACCAGAACCGCCGGAUCUACUGUCAAGGACACCAACGAUAGUGUUUUCGGAACUCCUUCUUCUUCUGUUUCUGAAGCCGAACCAAUUGGUGUUUCCACUGGUGCAUCCAAGUUCCCAGAUGUCCCAGCUACCAAGUUGAACCAAUCUACUGUUGAUGAAAUCAUUGAACAAGCAGAUGCUGCCGUCGAUGACGCUAAGAAGACUGCUGAAUCCUUUUAAGUUUUGUUUUGGUGAGUGCGAAUGAAGACUUCUAAGUAAAGAAAGAUUUUGGGGUUUAGUCUUUCAUUGAUGCCUGGCUUUACUUGGGAUUGUGUUUCAUAAGGGUUUUUUUUUUGUCUUUAAUCUCUAAGUAUAUUUAUAGUUUGUACUAGCCGUAUAUAUAUUUAUUGUCAUUAUAUCUUAUAUACUUCGUCUAUGCUUGCAGUUACAUGUUUGGAUUGUAGACUCAUAGCAUACCUCCCAUAAAGGUUCCUAGACUUACACCGAUAUAGUGCUAUUUCUAUGAGUGUUGAUGCUGGCUUGUCUAUACACAUUCUUCAGGAUUAGGUAAACGUCUGUAGCAAGCUACCCACUUGGAGCCUUUAUUACGAGUAACCUUUUGACCUUCCUCCGUCGAAUUAUACAUGAUUUCAACACACUUGUCUUGGUCUUCCCAUUCCUUACUUAAUCUUUCAAAUAAAGGAUGUUCAUCUAAAUGUUGAACCAUCCAAUUAUGCAAAUCUUCAACAUCGGUGAUUGUAUAUAUCACACCACCUUCUUUAAGAACGUAUGCAUAUUCAGACAAGAGGGUAUUGGUAAUGAUUCUCGCCUUAUGUUUUCUUUGUUUGAAAUGAGGAUCUGGGAAACAAAAGAACAUCUUGGAUAAUUGUGACUUAUAAAAGAAGUUAGGCAAGAACUUCAUGGCAUUUCCUCUAAUCACGGAAAUAUUAUCAUAUUUGUAGUCAUCUUGCGCAUGUUUGUUUCGAAGAGCAAUGAUUCUGUCUUCGACAUAUUGUGUAACUUGAACUCUGAUUUCCAUACCUAAAACCAAGGAUUCUGGGAACAGUGGUCCUAAUUGAGUCAAUAACCCACCAUAUCCGCAUCCAAUAUCGGCGAUUUCAACUUUGGAUGUCAUUUUACCUAAUUCUGAAUCGUAGAAGUUUGGGUACAUUUUCGACCAGUCCAUGGUAUCAGGGGAGUUUGGAUAGUCUAAUCGAUGAUCGGAGAAUGGAUUAGAAUGGGCUCGCUGACGGUAGAAUCUCUUUCUUGGCAAGUCAACAGGACUAACGUCGGUAGGUUCUUCAAAUCGGGCGUGUUUGACUUUCUUUCUUGCAUUUUGCUUGUUUUCUCUGUAGGCUCUUCUUUUGAUUUCUGCUUCUUGCUGUUCACGUAGUUGAGUUUCCUUGUCCUUAGUACAAGGUGGUUGUGGAGGUUUUGGCAUGGCUAAGAUGUAGUAUCUGGUUGUUGC